Molecule: messenger RNA, 2191 nt
Organism: Ceraceosorus guamensis
Lineage: Eukaryota; Fungi; Basidiomycota; Exobasidiomycetes; Ceraceosorales; Ceraceosoraceae
Product: PLP-dependent transferase
Exons: 6
Coding region: 336-2069 (577 amino acids)
Source: RefSeq, a predicted model, not a curated record
GCUGUCUCGUGCAUCACUCGUGACUCCCUCUCUGCAGUCAACCUUCAGAUUCACGAUUGUCAGUGAUCGCCUCACGCCUUCGUCUCAAGACUACUUUCAUUCUUUGAGACGGCUAUCCAGAUCUGUAUAGCUUCAAGCCUGCGGGCUUACAAUUCGAUUAUCCACGACGUUCGAUUGGCUGCGAGCAAAGCGACGCAUGUGCGUUCGGCACUUUUCAUGCGACACAGCCGUGACACUCUUGACUUGCUCCGUGCAGCAAUCUGACAAAUUGUGACUCGAUCGAUCGAAGAGCAAAGUCGAGUCACCGGCUUCGAGGAGAGCUUUCGGCGUACGCCAUGUCGGGCAUCAACGCCUCCGCAGCAGAGUCGGAUGCGAUACUCCCGAGCGCUGUCGAGUCUGGUACAGAUGAUGCUCCUGCUCCUGCUCCAGCUCCAUCAUCCUCAGCAACGACAGAUCCCGAAACUUCAUUGGAGGCCUUGCGCAACCUCGCCGUCUCGCCCACUUCCUCACUCGCACACGUCCCAGUCAGCAUGUCCGCCGGUGCAGAUCCUUGGGCUGACCCCACACCCCAGCUCGACCCUCGCUCUCUCUCCGCGUCGGACAAGGCCAGCAAUACCAGCAGCAGCAGCCAAGCAGGCAAUGCUGAGCAUUCGGCUGCACGGAACACCUCGAGCGUGUCUAGCAGCAACCCGUGGGCCACUGGUGAAUCGGAGAAUGCGGCGGGACCGGCUCCUUCGGCUCACAAACUUGCGAGUCAAGAAGAGUAUGGACUGCCAAGGCUCGGUCAUGACGCUGCUCGCUAUUGGAAUUUCAAAAAAGGCUUUACCAACCUCAACAAUGGCUCGUACGGGGCAUGCCCAAUCCCCGUCCUCGAAGCAUGGAGAGCGCUGUCGGACAAAGCAGAAGAGAACCCCGAUCUCUUUCUGCUAAGGACUCGGGAUGAACUGUUGCAAAGCGCCUUGUCACGCUUGUCCAAGAUGCUCAAUUGCCCAACGUCGACACUUGCGCUGAUUCCGAAUGCGACAACGGCCUCUAACGCAGUGCUGAGAGAUCUGUACUUUCAGGAUGGGGAUGGCAUCCUCACGCUCAAUGUUGGGUAUGGAGCGGUGAACAAGACGCUGUCGUACGUGUACGAAACGCACACGAAUCUGAAGACCAAGCUGCACGAUGUCCUUGUGCCCAUCAAGCUGCCCGCUUCCGAUGACGAGAUCCUUAAAGCGGUGGAAGAGAGCAUCGUAGCCGCCACCGCAAAGCAGAUCAAGAUUCGACUCGGCAUCUUUGACGCCAUUUCGAGCAUGCCCGGUAUCAAGCUUCCGUGGGUGGAGCUUGUGCAACUGUUGAGGAAGCACGACAUCCUGAGCUUUGUGGAUGGUGCGCACGCCUUUGCACAAGUUCCGCUCGACCUUCAAGCGGCAGAUCCGGAUUUUUUCGUGUCCAACAUUCACAAGUGGGGCUAUGCGCAUCGAGGUUGUGCAGUGUUCUACGUGCCUAGGCGCAAUCAGCAUCUUCAGCGAUCCAGUCUGCCUACUAGCUGGUCCUACGUAGAGAAUGCGUCAGGGCAGACAAAUACCUGGGCAGAACAGUGGGCUGCAAAUGCGACGAUCGAUCAGAGCUCCUUCUUGAGCGUGGAUGCUGCCUUGACGUUUGCGGAAAAGCUAGGAGGCUACGAGAGGCUUCGACGGUACACGCACGAUCUGGCUCGCAAAGGUGCGCUGGAAGUGGCGAGGGUUUUGGGCAGCGAGCUUCUGGAUCCCAGUGGAGAGAGAACGGCGGCGAUGGUCAAUGUGCGCGUACCCGUUGCGGCACAUUGUACGCAGGGAGAGGUGGACAAGUGGUUUGCGGCUGCUAGACCUUGGUUCUGGAACACGCUGCAGGACGAGUUCAAGACGGCCAUUCCGCUAUACACCUACGACUCGAAGAUCUGGGCCCGCUUCAGCGCUCAAGCUUGGCUCGAAGUGUCCGACUUUGAAUGGGGAGCAAGGGCCCUAAGAGAGUUGGUUCGUCGAGUCAAUGUGGGCGAGGUGAUGUUUGUAGAUGGAAAGGCUGUGGAGUCUUCACCUUCUGCUUAGGUCGAAUCAUACGUUCGAGCUGCUCUCGAGCGUUCGGUGAGGCUUCCCUUGUCGAACAAUCCUUUUGAAUGUCAAUGUAUUUCAUAUGCACGCUUUGUGGUCUUGGAAAUGAUUUUUUUUGG